This is a messenger RNA of Drosophila pseudoobscura, 783 nucleotides long. RefSeq lists its product as uncharacterized. The record is from RefSeq and is a predicted model, not a curated record. Lineage: Eukaryota; Metazoa; Arthropoda; Insecta; Diptera; Drosophilidae. Bases 221 to 754 code for a protein of 177 amino acids. The transcript has 3 exons.
UUUAUUUGACACGCUUCGACAUCCGUUAAUUACCUCAAUUCACAUUUCAAUAUGCGGAAAUACGAAUACUUUCGAUGCUUUAAUUGGCCAAUUUUGAGUGGAAAAUCAAUGAUCAGCAGUGAAAAUGGUAUUAGUUUUCGUGAAUCCAUCGAUAAGUGAAGAUGGGCUUGAAGCAGCUCUGGCUUUUCCUCUUUGUGUUACUGUACUUUGUCAGUGAAGUAUGUGUCGACUGCAUAGUAAAUAUAUUGAACCCAAUAUUAAUCUGAAUAUCUCCAAGAUCGCAACGAAAUUUGAGUUUACGAACCUCAAAUGCAGUUGCCCGAUUAAGGAAUUCUGUACCGUCGAUUAUUGCUAUCUUAAGUCGGUGAAUCGUACCUACAAAUAUGCGUCCAUAAGAAUUAACGUUUUCGCUACCGUUACGAAUGUGGAGGUAAAUGGUGCAACGUUCAAGCGGAUGAAUGGAUACAAGCCGUUCCUCUACAAUGUGACAGUCGAUGGCUGUAGAUUUAUGGAAAAUCGUAAUCGUAAUCCCGUUGCCAACUACCUGUUUGGCUUUCUGGGGAAGUACCACAAUAUAAACCACACAUGUCCCUACUCUCACGACAUUAUUAUCGACAAGUUGUCUAUUGGCCAUGUGAAUGAUCACAUGAUGGAGUUCCUGCCGUUUGCCAUAGGCUCCUAUCUUUUGCAGGCCAGUUUCAGUAUUGAUGGCAUCCGUCGACUUGUCCUUCAGUUCUAUGGAACCGUUUCCUAAAUUGUAUACUGCCUUUUUUUGUAACUCUA